Molecule: messenger RNA, 4703 nt
Organism: Macrobrachium nipponense
Lineage: Eukaryota; Metazoa; Arthropoda; Malacostraca; Decapoda; Palaemonidae
Product: irregular chiasm C-roughest protein-like
Exons: 13
Coding region: 540-2939 (799 amino acids)
Biological process (GO): cell-cell adhesion
Cellular component (GO): cell-cell junction; plasma membrane
Molecular function (GO): cell adhesion molecule binding
Source: RefSeq, a predicted model, not a curated record
UUCGACACUGACCUGGGAGGCAGUGGCAUGUGAACCACAGGAGGACCUCGGAGCAUCUAGUAUUGCCUCGCUUCGACCUGGAGUGCUCCAGUGGCGUCCCUCAAGGCGAUUGCUUGUGGCUUUUGCCGUUUGCGACGCGCCAAGUGUUUAAACGCUCUCGAUCAAUACUGCUAUAGCUUCCGCUGCUUCUUGUGUUCUGAAUCGCAGGCAUUGAGAUACGUAUGAAAGAAAUUCGGCUCGGAUUGGUCACCACAGACAAGGUCCUGGGUAAAAUGAUGUUCGUUCUGGACCAGUUUUGACGAGCGAUGAUGGUGAUCUGUGGCGCUGGUGAUAAUAGUGAUUUGUGGUGGUAACUGGAGGCUUCACAGUGGCGAAAAUAUUUGAUACGAAGGAAUGUCGACGAACUUGGAAAAAAAUUCUCAAAAACGCUGCUGACGAGAUCUAGAAAGUUCACACGCGAACGACAAAUUGGAAACACGAAAUUGGACCUUUUGCAGUCGACUGUUUGCCAACGAUUUAGGGAGGGAAAAUCCAAGCAGAUGGACCACUCAUACGAUCGUCGCAGAUGGCUGCUGAUCAGCUGGCGGUGGAUCGCACUUAGUUGGGUCUACUCGUCAAUGGCUGUUUUCCUGGUGACGGGUCAACAGCAACAGCAACAGCAACAGCAAAGCUUCGCCAACGAGCCCUCGCCCCAAACGGCCGUCGUCGGGUCCACUGUGGUGCUCCCGUGUCGGGUCGUCAACAAGGUUGGGGAGCUCCAGUGGACCAGGGACGACUUCGGGCUGGGUAACGAGAGGGCCCUGUACGCCUUCAAGAGAUACCAGAUGAUUGGCUCCGACGAGGAAGGAGACUUCAGCCUGCGAAUCAGCCCAGUGGCCCUGGAAGACGACGCACACUUCCAGUGCCAAGUGACGGGCGCCGGCAGCAUUCCAGGGGUGAGGUCUCAAACGGCCAAGCUGACCGUCUACGUCCCACCGGAGGCCCCCGAAAUCCUUCAGGGGUCCUCCGUCACCGUCACCGAAGGCGACCCGGUCAUGCUGGAGUGCGUCGCCAACGGGGGGAAACCUGCCGCUGAGAUCCAGUGGCAGGACAACGGCGGUCGAACCGUGGCUGGUGACGUCAUGUAUACGGCGGAAAUGACGCAAGACAGACGGAGAAGCAACGCCAAGUCGACUCUCAGUUUCAGUGCCACUAAAGAGCACCACAACGCGGUACUGACCUGCAUGGCCUCUAACCCGGCUCUCCGACACCCCUUGAAAGCACAGGUUCAGCUCAAGGUCAGAUAUGCCCCAGACGUUAAAAUCAACCACGACCAGAAGGGUUACAGAGACGGGCAGGCUGCCACCCUCAGCUGUUCAGCAGACGCUAAUCCCAGCGACGUCACCUACAGGUGGUACAAAGGUGGGCAGCUGAUCCCAGGCAACAACCUGACCCAGCUGGUCAUUGCGAACGUCACCCGGGAGAGCAGCCUGGAGGACAUCGCGUGCGAGGUCACCAACGACAUCGCCUCGACGAAAAAGGUCACCAGGAUUCAUAUACAUUAUGAGCCUAAAUUCGUGCACGUGCCCACCGACCAGUACGCGGGCCUGGGCGAGAACGUGACCUUGCAGUGCCUCGUGGAUGCCAGUCCCGAACCGGACAUCGUCUGGAUCAAGGAUGACAGGCUGGUCGGCGAGGGGCCUUCCCUUCACGUGGUUGCCAGCAGGAGCAACGUGGGGUCAUACCAGUGCGUUGCCCAAGUGCAAGGGUUUGCCGAUAUAUCGGCAACUGCUACCAUUUUCUUGAAGGGUCCACCGCGCAUCAUCAGCGAAAGGGAACAGUGGGGGAACCAGGGUGAAACCGUGUUGGUGGAAUGUAUAGUGGCUGCUGCUCCUGCGCCCUCACUCUCCGUCACUUGGACCCACCAUGGAAAAUUGGUGGAUUUGGACGAAUCACGCUUCGAGGAGGUACAAGAUGUCACGGCGAAGGGCGUCCGGCACACGCUGGUCAUCAGAGACGCGAAAGCGACCGAUUUCGGACCGUACAAAUGCUCCGUCCACAACGAGUACGGUACAGACUUAUCCGAGAUCCUGCUGACGAAGAGGAAAACUCUCCCUCUGCUGUUACUGGUCUGUGGAGUAACGGGAGGCGUGAUGUUGGUCCUCGUUGUUGCCAUGAUGGUGAUCAUGUGCGCCAAAAAGAACGCGUCCAGGCAUAAGGGGGGAAAGCCUUAUGGCCUGCCCGAAAAGACGGUGAGCCUGCAGGCGAAUGAUCAGAACUCAUCGGGGAAUGAAUCCGAUCUGAAGGUGGAGUUCGACCGACGGACGGGAUCUUCGAUGAGCAACAAGGAAGGAGAGCUUGACGAGGGCUGGGGAGAACACGAGGGGGAGGCACUCCCUUCGACGCCCCAGUACCUGACCUCCGCCAACCCGUACAUCUACCCAGACACUUUCACGGCUGUUCCUGUAAAAAUGAACGGACACAUCAGCCCCACCAGAGGUCUAAGCUGCGACAACCACCACGCCAGCCCCUCCCCCGUCCAGCACCACACCCCGUCCCCUACCAGAGGCUUCCUGGCGGACUCCAGCGCCUUCGGGAACAUCGGCAGCGGCUCCGGCGUCGAAUCUUGCCAGCACUUCAGCGACGCCUUCUACCCGAGGUACGGCGAUUACGAGAGGAGGAGCUCCCCGCAAGACGCUCACGACGGCGCCUUCGGCAUCCUGCCCGGCUUCACGAGUGCCCUCGGGGAUUACGGCUUCAACGGCAGGAGCAGCGGCGGCGCCUGCGGGACACUCCCGCUCACACUGCAGACUUCUCCGAGGAGCAACGGCGUCGCCCUCAGCGGAAGCUCGACGUUCUCCUCGACGGUGCCAAGGCUGGGCAUCCCGGUCAAUCCCGCCCAGUACAUCACCUCGCCGAAGACUCAGAUGCUGCAGGGCACUUUGGCCACGCACGUCUGAGGAGCCCACGUUUCGUUCCCUAGGACGUCCCGCUAAGAGGCGUUUGAAUUCUUACUUAAAUACGCAGCGAAAGAUUUGCGGUAAUACACUUAAGCUUUGAUUACUCUGCUUCAUCAUCUUAGAACUUUUAAAAAGAAAUCAGAUGAACUGAUUUAUAAAAUCGUAAAACUUGACCGGAAGACUCGAAGACACUUCGGAGACAUUUUUCUCUGGAAGCAUGACAGUAGCACUGACCAAAUUCGUACAUAGAUAUCAUCUGCUGUCAAAAACCGAUAAUUGUGAUGUUAAAGUGUUAUGUUCUAAGUGGAUUCCAAAGAUUAGUGUAAUGCAACAUGAAAUGUUAUCUGGCUACAUCGGCAACGCCUCAUUCAAGGAUAUUGAUAUUUAUAAUCCCCUCCCAACCCCCUCCUCGAUCCCCCAAAUUGAAAUGAUGGAAAAAUUGAUUUUAAAAAGGUGACUUUGAUUGACUAAGGAAGAGGUAUAGUAUCUUGCGUACAAAUGUUCUUUUACAAAUGCGUUUGUCUGUUAGUGAGACGAGUAAGAAGGACUUUUCGUGACAAAUUUGGUGAAACGCUCACGGACAUACGUCCAAUACCAAAGAGAAAUCGUAAACGGAUGUAUUGUGACAUGAUCAUUUUUUCAUUAAUUCAUAAAUCUUUACACAGACGUUCAAAGGAUUUUUAUAUAUUUUUAUCGCAUUUCGAAAAACGAAUUCCAUUUGUUUUGCUGAUUCUUCUGCAUAUGGAACGGCUCGUGUCCUUGGACUUGAGGGAUACACGAAUUCCUUCUUAAAAGUUUGCGCGGAACUGUGUUGCAGAGAGAGACCACCUUAUACUACCCUGAUUUUUACGACGGAAAAUGAAGAAGAAUUAACAAAACCAAGGGUCCCAUUUUUCCAAUCAAGAACGCGGCUUACUUUCAGUUCCCCCGCCAUUUUCAUCGUUUGAAUAAGCAUCUUUAACAGCGAUUCUUCAAGAAAUUUAAUAAGAAAUACAGAAAUUCUAAUGUGUUUUUCGUUAGGAAGCAACAUGGACGUUAUUUUCAUUAAGGUAAAGUGAUCACACUUGACCUCCCAAAAGUGUCGACAAAGAAAUUGGUGAUUGUGUCAUUCGGAAUUUCAGGUCCUGUUUGUCAGACCUGAAACAGUAUGGUCACAGUUUUGGUUCAACAUUUUAAUAAUCGAGGGUGCCCAUGGUCCCUGUGCAGUUGAAUACACACCAUGUGCAAUUGAAUAUACGCCAUGUACAGUUGAAUACACAUCCAGUGUAUUUGAAUACACAUAACGUGCAGUUGAAAACACAUCCAGUGCAUUUUGAAUACACACCAUGUGCUGUUAAAUACAAACCCAGUGCAUUAGAAUAAACACCAUGUGCAGUUAAAUCAAACCCUGUGCAUUUGAAUACACACCAUGUGCAAUUGAAUACUCACCGUAUGCAAUUGAAAACUCACCCUGUGCAAUUGAAUGCACAACCUGUAUAAUCGCAUACAUACCCUAUGCAACUGAAAACACACGUGCAAUUAAAUACAAAUCCUGUGCAAUUGAACACAUACCGACCAGUGAAGAGAUCUAUGUAGGAAAGAGCGUAUUGCGUUUACUGCCAUGUACAUAGUGUGUAUGUAUUUACGAACGGUGCAUGCAAUUUUUUAUUUCAUAUCACUUACUGUAUGUAAUGUUUAUAACAUAUCGCUGUACAUAUCAAAGUAUUUGUAUCCUAUUUCCUUGUACAUAACGCUUAAAAAUGCCAAAUAUAUUUUACGUAUAUA